AUGGAGAACUCAGCUGACUGGGAGAAGAUGAAUCUGAUAAAUGAGUUAACACAAGGGAGGGAGCUAGCAAAGCAGCUCCAAUUCCAUCUGAAUGUGUCAUAUUCUUCGCAUGAAGCCCGAGAAUUGUUGGUUCACAAGAUCCUGAAUUCAUAUGACAAGGCUCUCUCAAUGCUGAAAUGUGUUGGUGCUUCAAGUGGAGAACCACAACUCACCAUAGGAACUGCGAUUGCAGUGUCGUCCGAGUCCCCUCGUUCCUUCAUUGGAAGUCCACAUAGCGAAGAUUCCGACCGGGAUUCCAAGGAUCAGGAGCACAAAGAUGGGUCAAGGAAGAGAAAGUGUGUACCGCGGUGGACAAAACAAGUGCAAGUUUGUCCAGGAUCAGGACUUGAAGGAACUCUUGAUGAUGGCCAUAGCUGGAGAAAAUAUGGGCAGAAAGACAUUCUUGGAGCCAAAUAUCCAAGAGGCUAUUACAGAUGCUCCCAUCGAAAUGUACAAGGAUGUUUGGCUACCAAGCAAGUGCAAAGAUCUGAUGAAGAUCCAACAAUCUUCGAAAUCAAUUACCGGGGAAGGCACACUUGUACUCCGACGCAGGGUUCCUAUUUAACUCCACCACAAUCAUCAUCGUCACCAUCACCACCCGAUAAUCGAGAACCAAGAAUAAUCGUAGACAGUGAGCAAUUCGCCCCUCUACCGCAACAAAACCAACAAGAAAUACUCUUGAAUUUCCAAACAGGCCUCAAAGUUGUAACUGAGAACUUGAACACUCCUGAUCAAUCAUUUUCUUCUUUCCUCUUCCCUUCAACAUCAAACACUAAGGCCGAAAACUAUGCUUUCUCUUCUGCUAUGAUUGAUAACAGUUUAGUGGGAAAUUAUUCUCCUUCAUUCAUGUCACCUGCAACACCUGGAUCAAACUAUUUCUCGGGUUCACAAACCCAUAUGAACAGCGUUGGACGGAGCCCCAAUUUGUCCACUUCCGAGCCUGAACUCACUGGGAGAGUCUCAGCCGUGACCUCUGCAACCAAUUCUCCUACUGUUGGUAUAGAUUUCCCAUUUGGGCAAAUGGAGUUUGACCCCAACUUCACUUUUGACAACCUAGGAUUCUUUUCCUAAGUUAAGGAAAAAGAUUCAAAAAAUAAAGAUUCGCAUAUAUGAGGUGCACUUAACCAUAUGCACUUGGUGGAUCCUAGUAAUUAGCAAGAGAGAGAAUAGGCGUUGGCGACUGCUGUCAGUGUAAUCGACUUUGUCAUCACUUUUUGACCCAGUUUUGUCAUGUACGUACUAUUGGUACUCUUUUGUGGAAGAGUUAAGGCCAGUAAUUUCUUAAGAGUCU
Ilex paraguariensis (yerba mate) is the source of this 1330-nucleotide messenger RNA. The record is from the annotation of a GenBank genome assembly. Lineage: Eukaryota; Viridiplantae; Streptophyta; Magnoliopsida; Aquifoliales; Aquifoliaceae.